AUGGAAAACCCUGUAGCGCCGUUCUCCUCCACUGCUGCCCAGCCACUGGGGGUGCCUGGAACGGUGGCUGUUGUGGCUCUCUCUUCUUCGUUGCAUGCUGCUGGAGUUGGCUCUCGGAGGGGCUUUUCAGAUGUGGUGGUUAACCGACCACAACCUCUGCCUUCCUUGGAUAUUUCAGUACGUGAACCACGUUUUGUGGAUGGGGAGAUGUUCUUCACUUUCUCUCCGGCUGAGGUAGCGAAAUCGGUAGAGCCUUUUUGUUUUGCAGUUGUUCUGAAAUUUCAACGGCGCCGGCCUUCUUUGGAUCAGAUUAGAAUCUUUAUUAAAAGCAAAUGGGGUCUUAAGGCUAUGCCAGUGGUCGGUCAGUUGAGAAACUCUCUGAAUAUAUUGGUUCAUUUGAUUAAUGAGGGUGACUUUGUAUCGGUUACGGCAAGAGGAUGUUCAGACGUGAAUGGUGUGCCGUAUAAGAUCUUCCACUGGACUCCGGGUUUUAAUGAAGAGGCUAAGCCCCCAUUGGUCCCUGUUUGGCUUACACUACCUGGAUUACCACCGAAUUACUUCCAAAUGUCCAUGUUGAAGAGUUUUGGUGAUGGUUUUGGCCGGUUCUUGAAAUGUGAUAAUGAUACGUUGUGUGUGACCAGACUGGAAACGGCUAGAAUUUGUGUGGAGUUGGAUGUAUCGGCUCCGUUGAAGAAUCACUUCUGGAUAGGAUCACCUGGGCUGGAGAGCAGUUUUUUUCAAGAAGUUAUUUUUGAGAAUUUACCGAUGUUUUGUAACUGGUGCAAGAAACAGGGGCACUUGGAAGGUUCCUGCAAAUCUAAAAAUCAGUACAACAUGAAGGGGAAAAAGAAAAUGGAUUCGGUUGAUAAUGGGAAGGGGCUAGAAACCAAAGUAUGGAAGGUGGUAGGGGAGAAGAAAACAGAGGAGAAAGUGCAGGCUGGAAACGAGAAGCAGGAAAUACCGAGUAGUCGACGGCAAACCCAAGCUCUCUUGGAGGAUAAAGAGAUGAAAAGGAUUGAAGACACUCAGCUGACGGAACAUGAGGAAGAACAUGAUGCGGAACCGAACGUCUAUGGGAGUCAAUCGGCUGGUAAGUUGUCUUGGUUUGAGGAUUCUGAAAAGCUGGAUGAAAAGGAUGAGGGUGAUGGUUUGGUACAUAUCCGUGGGUCCCCUAGAAGCUCUCUAAAGCUGAUUGAUGAAGCUCUUGAAGGAGAAGUUUGCUGCAAUGCUAUAGGUACUGAAAAUUGUUUGAGGUAUCCUUUUUUGGCACAUUCUUUGACUGAUAAUGAUAAUGAGGAUGAGAUUGAAGAAUUGGCUACUAAAUGUUAUGAGUCGGAUAGUGAGAUUGAAGUUCCGAAAAAAAGAAAAUAUCGUGGUGGUAAAGUUUGGUUGUUCUGGGCUAAUGGCAUAGAGUUUCAACUGCAUUCAGUGAUGGCUCAAGCUCUCUCAGGUUGGUUUUCUAUUGGCAAUUCUAGAGUGUUGACUACUUUUAUUUAUGCAAGUUGUUUUCAAGAACAGCGUCGGGUCCUGUGGUCUUAUCUUCAGGAUUUAGAUGGUGGUGCAAAUAUACCGUGGUUUCUUGGUGGGGAUUUUAAUAUUAUCCGGUCUGAAGGUGAGAAAAUUGGUGGAGUUUGUCAGUCUUCUCGGGGGCGGGACGAGUUUAAUAGAUGUAUUCAAGAUUGUAGUCUUGUUGAUCUUCCUUAUUCUAGCAAUCGUUUUUCUUGGUGUAAUGGGAGGUUAGGGGGUGGAAGAAUUUGGGCUCGACUUGAUAGAGUGCUGGUGAAUACUGGUUUUCUAUCGAGGUUUCCAAAUAGUUGUUUGAUGUAUCUUCCUCGAACCUCGUCUGAUCAUUGUCCUAUGAUUACUUCUUUAUGGGUUGAUAGGAGGGUUGGUCCUAUACCUUUUCGUUUUCAAAGAAUGUGGUGUUUGCAUGAGGAUUUUUUAGGUGUGGUUAGUGAGUGUUGGCGGCAAGAAUUUCAAGGAUGCCCGAUGGUGAAAUUUAGUAGAAAAUUAAAAAAAUUGAAACAAGUGUUGAAGAAAUGGAAUAGGGAGGUCUUUGGUAAAGUGGGAGUAGAUCUUAAAAUUAUUGAAGAGGAGCUUCUUGAGUUGGAGAAUAAUGUGCAGCAUAAUUAUACUCAAGAUAUGGAAGUUGAACUUUUGAGAUGCAAGCAAAAGCAUCUCCAAUAUUUGUAUAGAGGAGAUUAUGGGGUGUCAAAAAUCCAGAGUUAA
Carya illinoinensis is the source of this 2229-nucleotide messenger RNA. RefSeq lists its product as uncharacterized. The transcript is spliced from 3 exons. Lineage: Eukaryota; Viridiplantae; Streptophyta; Magnoliopsida; Fagales; Juglandaceae. The record is from RefSeq and is a predicted model, not a curated record. Gene Ontology annotation, molecular function: catalytic activity. The coding region runs from base 1 to 2229 and encodes 742 amino acids.